Messenger RNA from Ochotona curzoniae (black-lipped pika), 5720 nucleotides. RefSeq names its product zinc finger protein 316-like. The record is from RefSeq and is a predicted model, not a curated record. Gene Ontology annotation, molecular function: sequence-specific DNA binding; DNA-binding transcription factor activity, RNA polymerase II-specific. NCBI's taxonomy places the organism in Eukaryota, Metazoa, Chordata, Mammalia, Lagomorpha, Ochotonidae. Gene Ontology annotation, cellular component: nucleus. The coding region runs from base 414 to 4889 and encodes 1491 amino acids. The transcript is spliced from 7 exons. Gene Ontology annotation, biological process: regulation of transcription by RNA polymerase II.
GGCAGGGGCCUGGCACACUGUGUCCCCCCCGCCUCCAGGCUAUUGCACAUCAAGCCGGUCAUAUUCUUGUAGUUUCCAAUCUACAUUUCCCUUUGCAGGCCAGCUCCCAACCUGCAGGGGAGGUGGGGGCUCUCCCAAGACUCCCUGGAGAAGUCGUUGGCUGGUGGCCUCCAGCUGUCCCAUGGGGUAGCACCAGACCUGCCCGCUCACCCAUGCCCUCAUGGCUCUGGGACACCUGGGUGAUUCCUACCUAAUACUGCUUCUGGCAAACUUACACAAGUUCUUGCUAUUCACAGAGAAGGUGGCUUUCACAGGUGAAAAGUGUGACUCUUAACAGAGGUUCCAGGUCAGCCUGGGGCUGUGUGCUGGCUGCACUGGCCAGUUUGUGGCUGCCACACCGUCCGGGUGCUGGCAUGGAGGGAGGCCUGCCUUCAAAGGGAGGCUGGGGAGGGCGCAGUGCUCCCAGGGGGAUGACUCCCUUCCCUGGGCAGUUUACUCUGUGCCAGUUUCCUUGCCUGUGGAGCCUUGUGCCUUGGCUUCCUGCCAUUUGCAUUAUAGGUGGCAGCGGAGGGAGCGAGGGGCACAGCAGCUCCCAGCGGCCAGCUGGGGCCAGUGAGCGCCUGGGGGAGACCCAGCCUGGACCACAGCAGCCGCAGCCUCCUGCACUGGAGCCGGAGGACGAGGAGGGGGAGGUAGAGCUGGAGCUCCUGCCCGUGGACCUGUCGGCGGAACAGGAGCAGGAGCUGGAGCGGCAGCGGGAGGAGCGGCAGCUGCAGCUCAAACUGCAGGAGCAGCUGCAGCAGCUGGAGCGGCACCUGGAGCAGCAGCAGAGGCUGGAGCAGCAGCAGCAACUGGCGCAGCAGGAGGUGCAGCUGGAGCUGGCCCCUGUGGAGCUGGGUGCCCAGCCGCAGGAGCUGCAGCUGGAGCUGACCCCCGUGCAGCCCGAGCUGCAGCUGGAGCUGCUGCCAGCAGCUGCGGGUGGCGCUGGGCCGCCUGGCCCCGGGGCUCCAGCCACCGUCGUGGUGGCGCCCCCGGGGUACUUGGUGCUGCAGGAGCUCAUGGUGCUGCCCGCUGUGCCCACGUCCACGGUGGUGCCCAUCCCGGGCCCUGCAGGAAGUGCCGCUUUGACGCCAGCGCGGCAGCGGCGGCGGCGCCGGGCCCGAGACAGGCCGACCAUCUGCGGGGAAUGCGGCAAAGGCUUCAGCCGCAGCACAGACCUGGUGCGGCACCAGGCCACGCACACGGGUGAGCGGCCGCACCGCUGCGGGGAAUGCGGCAAGGGCUUCUCGCAGCAUUCCAACCUGGUGACACACCAGCGCAUCCACACGGGCGAGAAGCCCUACGCCUGCUCCUACUGCAGCAAGCGCUUCAGCGAGAGCUCAGCGCUUGUGCAGCACCAGCGCACGCACACCGGGGAGCGGCCCUACGCCUGCGGCGACUGCGGCAAGCGCUUCAGCGUCUCCUCCAACUUGCUGCGCCACCGGCGCACGCACUCGGGCGAGCGGCCCUAUGUGUGCGAGGACUGCGGCGAGCGCUUCCGCCACAAGGUGCAGAUCCGCCGCCAUGAGCGUCAGCUGCACGGUGCCGGCCGCUCGCGGGGCCUCGGCCUGCUGUGCAGCUCCCGGCCUUCCGCCCCUGCUGGCCCAGCACGCUCGCAGCCACUGGGGAGCACGCAGUCCUGCCACAAGGCUCUCCUGGACGUGGGCGAGCGGAAUCCGGGCCGGGGAGGGUCUCAGGAGUGGGAUCCAGGAGAGCCGGACGGCCCUGCUGGAAGCUCCUGCGGCCUCCGCGUGACCGGAAGUGCCCCUGCGGGCGGGCGCGGGGCGGGGCCGGAGGGCGGCACUUCCGGUGCCCACGCGCCGCCGCCGCCGCCGCAGCAGCGCAGCUCGGGGGCCGUCACUUUGUGUAGCGUGGGGGGCCCUCGGCGGCCCGCAGGCCCCGGCCCGGCCAGGCCCGGCUCGCUCGGCUCGCUCUCCGGGAGGAUGGCGACCCUUCGGGCAACCCCAGACGCCCCAGGUGCCCUGCUGCCCAGGGCAGAGGAUGGGGCAGAAUGCCAUCCUGACCAGGAGGAGGAUGACAAAGAGGAGGAACAGAAGGCAGACGAGGUGGAGGCCGAAGAAGAGGAGGAGGAGGACGGUGAUGGCAUGGAGGAGCAGACCUUGCAGGGUUCCCAGCUGCCAGCUGCUCACCGGCAUGGGGAGCUGGAGGACGAGGAGGAAGAGGAGGAGUUCUUGGCAGCUGAGUCUCAGCUCUCCUGGGCCUUCCCCAGCUACUGCCCACCCUGCUGGGCUGUACAUAGUGGCUACCCAGCCCCCGGGCCAGCUGCGGGCAGCAUCGGAGCUCUGUGUUUCCAGGGGCUGGUGACCUUUGAGGACAUAGCCGUGUACUUCUCCCUGGAGGAGUGGGAGAGGCUGGAUGCCGCGCAGCAGGACCUCUACCGGGAGGUCAUGCAGGAGAACUAUGGGAUCCUGGUGUCCCUGGGAUACCCCAUCCCCAAGCCAGACCUGAUCUUCCGGCUGGAGCAAGGAGAGGAACCCUGGGUGCCUGAUAGUCCCCGGCCUGAGGAGGGCGACAUCGUCACUGGCGUCUACACAGGGGCCUGGUUCUGGACGGACGACAUGGAGGACCAUGAGGACGAGGAUGAUGAGGACUUCCUGGCAGAGGUGGCCGAGGAGGAGAAUGAGCCCCCAGGGCUGUGGUCUGCAGCCUAUGGUGUGGGAGAUGUGCCUGGGACUUGGGGGCCUGAUGACUCGGAUCCAGCACAGACUCCGGAGAGGUGGGGACCCGACCCUGGCGACCUCGGGGUCCUGCCUGAGGGGCCUGCAGCUAAGCGCUUCCUGGCCAUGCGGGAACCCGGUGCAAACCUGCUGGCGCCGUGGGCGUUCCCCGCCACGGUGGCUGCCCAGGCGGGUCGGCCGGAGACCACAUGUGAAGUGUGCGGCAAAGUGUUCCCGCACCGCUCGCGGCUGGCCAAGCACCAGCGCUACCACGCCGCUGUCAAGCCCUUCGGCUGUGAUGAGUGCGGCAAGGGCUUCGUGUACCGCUCCCACUUGGCCAUCCACCAGCGCACACAUACUGGCGAGAAGCCCUUUCCGUGCCCGGAUUGCGGCAAGCGCUUUGUCUACAAGUCGCACCUCGUCACGCACCGGCGCAUCCACACCGGUGAGCGGCCCUACCGCUGCGCCUUCUGCGGUGCGGGCUUCGGGCGCCGCUCCUACCUGGUCACUCACCAGCGCACGCACACGGGUGAACGGCCCUACCCGUGCCCGCACUGUGGACGCAGUUUUAGCCAGAGCUCCGCGCUUGCGCGGCAUCAGGCGGUGCACACGGCCGACCGGCCGCACUGCUGCCCGGACUGUGGCCAGGCCUUCCGCCUGCGCGCCGACUUCCAGCGCCACCGGCGUGGAGGCAGCUGCACCGAGCCCGCCGCUGGCAGCGGGGAAGGCCCUCUGCGGGAGAACUCGGAAGCACCGCUCAGGGUGGGUUCCCAGGAAGCCGAAGCCGUGCCUGAGGCAGCUGAGGAGCCUGAGGCUGGCGAGUCGGGAGAGCCAGAGGCCGAGGAGACGCCCACCCCGGCAAGCAAGGAGGACUCCGAGCAGGACAGGCGAUUCCCCGGCCUGGGCAACGGCCUGGGCGAGGUUCAAGGCCCUUCCUCGCACCCGCUCGGCUUCCACUUCCCGGGGCAUCCCAAGUCCUGGCUCCCCCCAGAUGGUUUCCCCAUUCUUGGCCUCCCCAAUUUUGGGGAGCGGGUCCCAGGCGACAGACGUCCCCUGGCAGGGCCGCUGUCGCUGGUGGAGGGCACGGGGCUGGCCUGCAGCACCUUCAGCAGCAGAGGUGGGACUGGGAGUGUUGGCGGUGGCCUGCGUGCCUUCGGGCCGGCCGUCGGGGGGCUGCUGGCUGAGCCGGCACCUGCCGCGCUGGCGGAGGAGGAGAGCCCGUGGAUCUGCUCGGACUGCGGCAAGACGUUCGGGCGCCGUGCGGCGCUGGCCAAGCACCAGCGCUACCACGCGGGCGAGCGGCCUCACCGCUGUGCCGACUGCGGCAAGAGCUUCGUGUACGGCUCCCACCUGGCGCGCCACCGGCGCACGCACACGGGCGAGCGGCCCUUCCCGUGCCCCGAGUGUGGUGCCCGCUUUGCCCGCGGCUCGCACCUGGCAGCGCACGUGCGCGGCCAUACCGGCGAGAAGCCCUUUGUGUGCGGUGUGUGCGGCGCGGGCUUCAGCCGGCGGGCGCACCUCACUGCCCACGGGCGCGCACACACCGGCGAGCGGCCCUAUGCGUGCGGGGAGUGCGGUCGCCGCUUCGGGCAGAGCGCGGCGCUAACGCGGCACCAGUGGGCACACGCCGAGGAGAAGCCGCACCGCUGCCCCGACUGCGGCAAGGGCUUUGGCCACAGCUCGGACUUCAAGCGGCACCGGCGCACGCACACGGGCGAGAAGCCGUUCCGCUGCGCCGACUGCGGCCGCGGCUUCGCGCAGCGCUCCAACCUGGCCAAGCACCGGCGCGGCCACACGGGCGAACGGCCCUUCCCGUGCCCCGAGUGCGGCAAGCGCUUCUCGCAGCGCUCGGUGCUCGUGACGCACCAGCGCACGCACACCGGCGAGCGGCCCUACGCCUGCGCCAACUGUGGCCGCCGGUUUUCACAGAGCUCGCACCUGCUCACCCACAUGAAGACACACCGCGGCUCGGCUGGUGCGCCUGGCCAGACGGCAGCUCCCACGUCCAAGGCUGAGGCACCUGCUAAGGCACCUCCAGUCACCGCCGCUAGCACUGGGUUAGGUGAACACGGCAGUACCCUGCUAGAGUUUGCGGGUGGCACGAGCUUCGGCUCGGAGCCUCCGUCUGCGUUUGCGGGGCCCUCAAGCGCGUACGAGGAGAGCAUCCUGUGAGGUGCCAGUGGCCCACGGAAGUGCAGGCCACCAGGGCCGCCUCAGGCACAGGCCGCUGCGUCCCAGGCCCUGGCUUGUUCGGCCGUGGGAGGGUGAGGGUUCCAGUCCUGGGUGUGGUGCCUUGUCUCGGUUCCCAGCACCCUGCGUCCGCCCCGUGGCCUUGGGGAUCCCUCCUACCCUGUGCCAAAGGAUGGGGAGGUGGGGCAGCGCACACAGGUGGUGAGGCUGGGAUGCCGGAAGGAGACUGACUGACAGUGUUGGCCAUGGCAGGCAACACUAUUUAUUGUAACCAUUGUUGGUGUGGGCAGCCGGUGGGGACAAUGAGGAAUGCGUGUGUGAGGGAGGAGGGAAGCCGGGGUGCAAGGCCAGCGGGGUAGUGGGGGAGAGCGCCCAGCUGCUGGGGUUGCGGAGGUUCAGAGAGUUCAGGGCUGUCUGCAGGGGAGGGCUGCUGUGGCUGUUGGCCAUGGAUGCUGUUCCUAUUUUGCGUGGGGUGUGAAAGGCCUGGGAGGAGAGAAAGCCAGAUGUCAGGUUUGUGGCCAGUGCAGGUAGUUGCAGGGGCACCCCAGGGGGUUAGGACCCCUGCCCUGAUUAGUGCAAAAGUCUGAGCCGCUGUGGCAGCUGGAUAUGACCUGCUUAGCCACCCCAGAGCGCCCAGCCCUGGGUGUCUACACCCGAGCCACCCCCAGUGCCCCGCAGCUGUGUUGGCUGAAGGAUUUUACUCCCUGUCAUGUCAGCAGCAGGUUCCUUUAGCUCUGCUCCUGUGUUUGUGCACAGGGGAAGCCAGAAGCAGUCUUUUCAAGUUUAGAUUCACUUUACCCGGAUGCGUAGUGG